Sclerotinia sclerotiorum 1980 UF-70 is the source of this 378-nucleotide messenger RNA. RefSeq lists its product with no specific name. Bases 1 to 378 code for a protein of 125 amino acids. NCBI's taxonomy places the organism in Eukaryota, Fungi, Ascomycota, Leotiomycetes, Helotiales, Sclerotiniaceae. The record is from RefSeq and is a predicted model, not a curated record. The transcript is spliced from 2 exons.
AUGUCCACCAAAAGUAUGUUCGCUCUUGACAGCGGACUCGGUCCUGGAUAUAACAACUCGUUUGGUUUCUCCCUCACUUUUGAAGGUGCAAUCCUAACCAUCGCGCCUCUGGGUGUUCUGAUUGCUGCCUGGCCAUUUCACAUUUGGCAUUACAGGAAGAGACCAGCCGUUGCCAAGACUGGGAUGCACUUCUGGCUCUUAAGGAUUGGGGCAAUCGCUCUCUUUUGCUUAGAGGUUGCUAAGGCGGUGGCCUGGAGAAUGGCUCCUGGCGGUGUAUUUGCAAUUUUCCAAGCGGCCAUAGCACUCUCAGCGGUUAGCGCUAUCGCUGUCUUACCAAUGAACACGCUAGAAUAUCGCCACUUGCCUCACUCUCCCUAG